UUUGUAUUGUCAUUGUCUUCAAGGUCAUCAUUAAGUUGAUGUACAAUGAAUGCCGCUGUCUGUGUUAUGGUGACAGUGCCGACCGAGCAGGAGGAGGAGCGUCUGUUGCAGCUGCAAACGAAGCGCUUUCGAUAUGUAUACAACUGUACGAGAUGCCGCAACUGGGAACAGGAAUCACCAGUGCCAUCUGUGCACUCCAAAGUGUUGCAACAUUGCAGUCGAGCAUUGCAGUUGCCAGAGUUGAAGGAGAAUGCACCGUUGGAGCAGGUGUUGCGUCUUAUUGCGUUGCAGCUGCGACUGGAGCAUGUGUUCUGGUCACACGAUGUGGCAGGUGAACAGUUGCAAGCACGCUUCGAUCUGUUGCAGGAUGAGCGGUACGAGAGGUUGCUCUGCACCUUGCAGGAUUGGGGCAUUGGCGAGCGACCUGGCACCCAUGUGACCGCCAUCAAUUGCCUCGAGACACGCGUCAAGUUCAGCUCCUCGCCGGCAGGUGGCGCAGGCGCAGGGGAAAGAGCAGGAGCAAGAGCAGGAGCAGAAGCAGGAGCAGGACCACGAACAGAAGCUGGAGAAGCAACUGCAUCCGAUCAGCCGGAGGGACAGCGAUUGGGCUGGCAGAGUUUCAUGGACUCGGUGCGUUGUCGCCUCAAUGUGAAUCAAGUGGUGCGUGUGGUGCGUCGUGAUGCCACCAUUAACUUUGACUUUGUGGUGCUGCUGAUGGCUGCCGCCUUGCUCUCCUGCGUUGGCCUUGUGGAGGACAGCUUCCUCUUCCUGUCGAGCAGCAUGCUCAUCUCUCCACUCAUGGGACCCAUCAUUGCCGCCAUCUUUGGCUCCGUGAUCGGUGACCGAGGUCUGCGUUGGAUUGGCAUUAAGAAUGAACUAAUUGGCAUUGCCAUUUCGGUGGUCACGGGCUUCAUCUUUGGCGGCGCGAUUUGCCUCUUUGGCUUAUGUCGAUUCUUUGUCCUCUCCGCCGGCUUCACGGAGGAGAUCGUCUCCCGCUGCGACACUCACUCAUUGGCCAUCGGCCUCUGCACCGCCUUGGCGUCGGGGGCAGCGGCGGCAAUUGGUGUGCUGGGCGGCAACACGGGCUCGCUUGUGGGCGUGGCCAUCUCAGCCUCCCUGCUGCCCCCAGCGGUGAAUGCCGGCCUGCUCUGGGCAAUCGCCUUGUGCUCCCAGCUGUUCCAAGUGGAUUCACAGCUGCUGCAGGGUCUAUCGAAGCAUCAGGAUUACUCGCAACAGUUGCACAUUGAACUGUUCGUCUGUGCCACGGUCAGCAUGGCAUUAACCCUCGUCAAUGUGGUCUGUGUGUGGCUAAUGGGCGUGGUGGUGCUGCGUAUUAAGGAGGUGGCACCGGCGGUGCAGCGGGAUCAAGAGUUUUGGCGCCACGACGUCCGACUCGCUCGUGAAGUCGCGCUCAAUGAUCCCGAGUUGCACAAUGCCAUCGAUCGCCUGGACACGAGCGAGCGACGGCAAGUGGAUCUCGAGGCGCCACAAUAUCAGCACACCUGGUCGCCAGGCACAGCUCGUACUUGCUUGCAGCAUGAGUCAGGUGUCGGCCAGAUCGAGGAGAAGGACAACAACAAUAGCAGCAGCAACAAUUAUCACACGGUGCAUGGCUUUCAGGACUUCUGCAUCACGUUGCACAAGCUCAAGUUGCCACGUCCCUCCAAGCCGGCGCUGCCCAGCUUCAUGGAGCUCUUCACGCCCCCGACGAUCCCGAGCAACGCGACACCAAAUGUGGCAGACAUGGAAACAGCAGUUGCAGCUGCCGCUGACACAACAAUCCUGGACUUUUCUUCGAGCAGUGCCCUCAGCAAUCAUCGCAGCCUGCCCGAUCUGCGCCUGCCUCUCAAAGAUGCCACGCCCACGUGCAAGUCAAAGUUGCCACGUUGCGUGCAUUGGAACGAGGAGCGUGAUCAGCGUCAGCGUCAGUUCCUGCUGGAGGCGAAGGCGAAGACCACAGCGAUGGAGGAAGCGGACGCGCAAGCGGAAGCGGAAACGGAAGCAGAGGUGCAGUUCUUGCCACGUCAUUCUGGCCACGUGCUGCUCCCAUUGCCAUUGCCGGAUCGACGAUUGCGUUUGCUGAGGAGUCGGAGCAAGGAUAACAGCGAGGAAUGCGAAUACGAGCAUGAGUACAACGUCUAACUGUCUAUCCUGUCAUGUCAUGUCCUCUGAAUGUCCUGUCUCUCUUCUGUUCACUCUCUCUCUCUCUCUCUCUCUAUCUGUGCAUGGCCAAUAGACACAACACUGCGAACAGCAAGGUAAACAUUACAGCCAAGUUCUCUUUCA
Messenger RNA from Drosophila innubila, 2286 nucleotides. RefSeq lists its product as uncharacterized. The transcript has a single exon. NCBI's taxonomy places the organism in Eukaryota, Metazoa, Arthropoda, Insecta, Diptera, Drosophilidae. Bases 46 to 2142 code for a protein of 698 amino acids. The record is from RefSeq and is a predicted model, not a curated record.